UUCCAUGGUCAACUUUUGGUUUCGUUUCGUCGAAAUUGGAAAUUGCACCCACUCUCAAAAAAUUAUAAGAUCCCGUAAGAUUCUUGAGCUAACGGGUCUAGAAUUGUACAGAGACAAUGGCAACAUGUGAUUCUCAGCAGGAUACAAUAGAUUUAACAUCGUGUUCAAUUUGUUUUGAAAAAUUCAAAUCCCCGCGAAUACUGCCGUGUUCACAUUCUUUCUGUCAUCGUUGUCUGUGUACAUACAUUGUGUCAUCUUGCGAUCAAAAAGAUUUUCCAUUGGGAUUCCCGUGUCCACUCUGCCGAGAGUUUGUGCCUUCACCCGGGCAACCCGAUGAAAUAAAGCGAUGGGCAGAUAAAUUCCCAAUCAACGACGCCUUGAUUCAGUUGAUGGAAGGACGGGACUUCAACGUCUGCUGGGCCUGUAAAAGAGAAAAUGAAGAUGAAGAGGCUACCGAUUUCUGUCUGACUUGCAAGGAACCUUUAUGCAAAAUGUGUUCGAAGUUUCAUAGAAAGAACCUAGCAAGCAUGUAUCAUGAAAUGUGCUUGGUCUCAGAAAUAGGAUCACGAAUAAAUCGCUCCAAAAAUGUCCAUGUUUGUUGUGAAAAACAUAACAAUAAACAAAUUGUAUUGUUUUGUAAUGAUCAUGAGCAACCAUGUUGUGCCGAUUGCUUCAUAGAGGAACACAAGUCAUGCGCUGAUAUACUGACUGUCCAAAAAGCUGCAGAAAACUUAAAAAACUUUGGCUUCAGAAAAGCAUUAGAGCAAAAGAUAAAGAAAAUGACAGGAGCACUAAAGUUAGCGAAGAGGUCUCGGGAAGAACAUCUUAAAGAACUGAACGACGCUUCCGAACGAAUAACAAAAGAAGUGGAGCAACUUCAUCAGGAAAUUUUGUCACAUGUCAACAAAUUGUUUGAUAAAUACCUAUCAAAUAUAACAAAGAAUACAAAGGAAGCAAAACGAAAUUUGGAGAAGAACACUCUCUCUAUUUCUGACCGCAUAGAUUUUCUGGAACAUUUGUUUAAUCUUCUGAUGUCUGCAAAUGAGACGUUAGACUCCGAUGAAUCACGGUUGAACUAUAUCUCAACUUUUCACAAAGUGAAAGAAAAUAUUGCUAAAAUGUUAGAGUAUCCGUUGAGUGAAAUCGUUUUCACUUUGAAAUCAGAAAUUUUGAACAGUUUUCAACAAUUGUUGAAAAUUUCUACGAUUGGCAACAUAACUGUGUCAGAAAUUCCCUCUCCCAUUUCACUGUCUGAAAAAAUAGACAUUAGAAAGUCAGAAUUCUCACUUCUGUGGAAAUACCCAGAUGUGCAGGUCUCUAUAAGAGGUGGUACAGUUCUACCAAAUGGAAAUUUUUUGUGUACGGAUAAUAAAAGUACACAUUGCGUUCUCUUUACGGAGGAUAACCAUACAAUCAUACAGCACGGUACAGCGUUUGAUGUUGAGCCGAAUCCGUGGGAAAUCCUGCUGGAUGAUGGGGUCCUUUAUAUUACCCAACGUAAUGAAGAAAUCUCACACAUUCAACGAUUUUCAGCAGACAAUUUCCACCCUAUGGACCCGGUAUACGUAGAUACUUGUUGCUCUGGCCUCGCUGUUAUUGGGGAUUUACUAUUUGUUGUGUCUAACUACUGCUGCAUCUUAAAAUUGAAUAAACACGGGAAAGGUUUCACGGAAAGCAUUUACCAAAUACAGUCAAGAGGUUUGAGAUAUCUAACUGAUAUCGAAGAUGACAUGCUGAUUUGUAGCAAUUUUACUGAUCAUUCAGUUUUAGCUCUUGAUGCAUCUGGCAAUGAAAUCUGGACUUUCAAACACAGUGAAUUAAAAGGACCAUAUGGUUUAGAUAAGGAUCCUCAGAACAACAUUUAUGUUGCGGGGAAAAAGAGCAACAACAUCCACAUUUUGUCCAGGGAAGGGUCUCUUCUAAGAAUUAUAAAAAAUAUUACGAAUCCAGUGGGUGUACAUUUCAAAGCAUUGUCUUUCACUUGUUUUGUUGUGUGUGAGUCAAAUUCUUCGUCCCAGUUAAUGUUAUAUCGAUUCAAAUAGGGUGCGUAGUUUAUACUUCAUACUAUUUGUACGUUAGUUUAGUGAAAAUCUUUGUGCAUUCUGUGGACUUAUUAAUGAAUUGUGUACAAUUACAAAACACAGAAGAAAAUAUAUGAAUCAUGAUUAUAUUCAUUAUAUAAAAUGUUCUAAUUUUGUUGAAUAAAUAUGAAAUGGUUUCGUAUCUUAAUG
Molecule: messenger RNA, 2231 nt
Organism: Magallana angulata
Lineage: Eukaryota; Metazoa; Mollusca; Bivalvia; Ostreida; Ostreidae
Exons: 1
Coding region: 117-2042 (641 amino acids)
Molecular function (GO): zinc ion binding
Source: RefSeq, a predicted model, not a curated record